Molecule: messenger RNA, 5614 nt
Organism: Xenopus tropicalis (tropical clawed frog)
Lineage: Eukaryota; Metazoa; Chordata; Amphibia; Anura; Pipidae
Gene: polr1a
Product: polymerase (RNA) I polypeptide A
Exons: 34
Coding region: 60-5414 (1784 amino acids)
Biological process (GO): DNA-templated transcription
Cellular component (GO): RNA polymerase I complex; nucleus
Molecular function (GO): DNA binding; DNA-directed RNA polymerase activity
Source: RefSeq, a predicted model, not a curated record
ACCUGACAAGCGCCCCUGACCGUGCCAGGAAAGCUCCCAGCCGAGCACAGGCCGCCGCCAUGACAGUAGGAAGUCUGCGGGCUGUACCACUGGCUGAGGGGGGGGGGGGCAGGUCGCACGGCGCUAGAGCAGGACUCCUCCACUUGUCAGGCAGUUGGUACGUUCCACUUCCGGGUCCCCACGUGUGGCCGGCAGAAGUCCGGGAGGCGGAGAGGUUUGAGGGAACCGGGCAAGCGGCGCAGUGUGGCCUCCCCUGCCGGGCAAUGCUCAUCUCUAAGGACGUGCCAUGGCGGCGCCUGCAAGGCGUCUCUUUCGGCUGUUACUCAGCGGAGGAGAUCAGGAAGCUGAGUGUGAAAGCCCUGACCAACCCUCACUAUAUGGACAACCUGGGCAAUCCGAUGAUGAACGGCCUGUAUGAUCUGGCCCUGGGUCCCGCUGACGGCAAAGAAGUGUGCUCCACCUGCGCUCAGGACUUCAAUAACUGCCCCGGGCACCUGGGGCACAUCGAGCUGCCCCUGACUGUGUACAACCCGCUGUUCUUUGAUAAACUGUACCUUCUGGUCCGAGGCUCCUGCUUCCACUGCCACUUGCUGACCUGCCACCGCUCGGUUAUCCACUUACUGCUCAACCAGCUCAAGGUCCUGGAUCGGGGGGCUGUGCAUGAAGUCCACGAGCUGGAGAAUGUCCUGCACCGGCUGCUGGAGGCCAAUGCGGCUGCCACUGGUAAUGAGAUCCGGGAGGAGCUGGGAGACCACACCAGGAAAGUGCUUAAAAAGUAUAAGAAGCAGCCCGGGGGCAUUUCUGUGAAAAAUACCUGUGUGACCAGAAACCAGCUGAUCGGGAACUUCUGGAAGACGCAAAUGGUUUCGGCAAAGUGUCCCAACUGCAAGGCUCCACGAUCAGUUGUAAGGAAAGAGCACAACAGCAAGCUGACCAUAAUUAUGUCUUCCAAAUCAAGCGCCUCUUCUAAAGGGGGCAACAAGCCGGCAGAGGGGGACACAGAAGUGGCUGACAGCUCCCAGCUAGCCAAACGGGGAUAUCUGACUCCCAACUCCACCAAAGAACUGAUCAAGGCGCUGUGGGAGAAUGAAGGCUUUUUCCUGCAGCAUCUCUUUUCUGGAAUAACAGGCAAUGGGGAAUCGGCCUUUACUCCUGACACGUUUUUCCUAGACAUUAUUGUUGUCCCUCCCUCAAGGUACCGACCAGUCAAUCGCCUUGGGGAUCAGGUUUUCACCAAUGGUCACACAGUUAACCUGCAGGCUGUCCUCAAAGACGUCUCCAUGAUACAGAAACUUCUGGCUGUGAUGGCUCAGGAUCAGGAGCAGAUGCCGGAGGUCACCGAAUCAGGGAUGAGCUUGAAGGAAGGCGAAGUCACGGAGAAUAUCGACCGCUCUUUUCUUGCCACUUUAAUGGGCCAGUCCCUUACGGAUAAGCUGUACAACUCCUGGGUCCGGCUGCAGAGCCACGUCAAUAUUGUCUUCGAUAGCGACAUGGACAAGCUCAUGACUGAAAAGUACCCGGGAAUCCGCCAGGUCCUGGAGAAGAAAGAAGGUCUGUUUCGUAAGCACAUGAUGGGGAAGCGAGUGGAUUAUGCAGCUCGCUCUGUUAUCUGCCCCGACAUGUACAUCAACACCAAUGAAAUUGGAAUCCCUAUGGUGUUUGCCACUAAGCUGACGUACCCCCAGCCGGUCACUCCCUGGAAUGUGCAAGAGUUGAGACAGGCUGUAAUGAACGGACCCAACGUCCAUCCAGGUGCCUCCAUGGUGAUCAGUGAGGAUGGCUCUCGCACCAUAUUGAACUCUUCCAAUGUAUCCCAGAGGGAAGCUGUAGCAAAGCAACUACUCACCCCAUCCACUGGCGCACAGACUCUGGCUGCUAAAAUUGUGUGUCGCCAUGUGAAAAAUGGGGAUGUGCUUCUCCUAAACCGGCAGCCCACCCUUCACAGGCCCUCCAUCCAGGCCCACAAAGCCCGUAUUCUCCCAGGGGAGAAGGUGCUCCGGCUGCACUACGCCAACUGUAAGGCGUACAAUGCUGACUUCGAUGGGGAUGAAAUGAACGCGCAUUUCCCCCAAAGCGAGCUGGGCCGGGCUGAAGCCUACAGCUUAGCAUGUACAGAUGAGCAGUACUUGGUGCCUAAGGAUGGUACACCCCUUGCCGGCCUAAUUCAAGAUCAUAUGGUGUCCGGCGCAAACAUGACCAUCCGCGGCUGCUUUUUCACCCGGGAACAGUAUAUGGAAUUGGUUUAUCAAGGGCUGACAGAUAAGCGAGGGCGCGUAAAAGUCCUCCCACCAGCUAUCCUGAAACCCUACCCACUUUGGACAGGAAAGCAGGUUGUAUCUACGUUACUAAUCAACGUAAUCCCUGAAAAUCUGAUUCCCCUCAACCUGACCGGAAAAGCCAAAAUCAGCGGGAAAGCUUGGGUGAAGGAGCAGCCUCGGCCUAUUCCGGGAUUCUCGCCGGACUCCAUGUGCGAGUCUCAGGUAAUCAUUAGAGACGGGGAAUUGCUUUGUGGCGUCCUGGACAAAGCCCACUAUGGGAGCUCUUCCUUCGGCUUGGUGCACUGCUGCUAUGAGCUGUACGGAGGCGAGACCAGCGGCAAACUGCUGACUUGCUUGGCGAGGCUCUUCACUGCCUACCUCCAGCUCUACAGAGGGUUCACUCUGGGAGUUGAAGACAUUCUUGUGCUACCCUAUGCAGAUGCCCAGAGACUGAAUAUUGUACAGCAAUCAUUGCAUUGUGGUGGGAAGGCUAUCAGAGCGGCUUUCAACUUGUCGGAAGCGGCGUCAGACGAAGAAGCGCACGGGAAGUGGCAGGAUGCCCAUCUCAGCAAAGACCAGAGAGAUUUCAACAUGGUGGAUCUGAAAUUCAAGGAGGAAGUGAACCAGUUCAACAACGAAAUCAAUAAGGUGUGCAUGCCUUUCGGCCUCCAUCGACCCUUCCCAGAGAACAACCUGCAGCUGAUGGUUCAGUCAGGAGCCAAAGGAUCCACUGUAAAUACCAUGCAGAUUUCCUGUUUAUUGGGCCAGAUUGAGCUGGAGGGGCGGAGGCCCCCACUGAUGCCUUCUGGGAGGUCAUUACCUUGUUUCCAGCCAUAUGAUUUUAGCCCACGAUCUGGAGGAUUUGUUACUGGCCGAUUUCUUACUGGCAUCAAACCUCCUGAGUUCUUCUUUCAUUGCAUGGCAGGGAGGGAAGGAUUGGUGGACACGGCUGUGAAAACUAGUCGCUCGGGAUAUCUGCAGAGGUGCAUUAUUAAACAUCUGGAGGGUCUUGUGGUUCAGUAUGACCUGACGGUGCGAGACAGCGAUGGCAGUGUCAUUCAGUUCCUGUACGGAGAGGACGGCCUCGAUGUGCCCAAGACACAGUUUCUCCAGCCCAAGCAGUUUCCAUUCAUAGCAGAGAACUACGAGGUUAUCAAGCAGUCCAAGCACUUGGAUGAAGUUCUAUCCAGGGUGAACACAGAGCAAGCAGAGCAGCACAAUCAUGCCAUCUAUAGGUGGAAAGCAAGGCACCCCAACCUCUCCCAGCGAAUCAGCCCCUUCCUGCUCUACUCUCAGAAGCAAAUGGCAGCUGCAAAAGCAUCGUGUCCUAAUGAGCUGGAUGAGAAUGGCAGGGAUCUCGCAUCCAGAAAGGUAUUGGAGAGCUGGUAUGCGGCGAAUGAGAAGACACGUAGCAAAUACGUGAGAAGGUCGUCUACUCUCCCUGAUCCCUGCCUGGCAGUGUGGCGCCCAGAUCUCUACUUGGGAUCCGUAUCUGAGAACUUCCAGAGCAAAAUGGCGCAGUAUGGCUGUCUGUGGGAGGAGCAGAGGGACUCCAGCCAGGGGAUGUCCUCGCUGACAUUUGACAGCUUAAAAACCUUGCUGCACCUAAAGUGGCAGAGAGCGCUGUGUGACCCCGGGGAUGCGGUGGGGCUUCUGGCAGCUCAGAGCAUCGGAGAGCCCUCCACACAGAUGACGCUGAACACUUUCCACUUUGCUGGCAGAGGAGAAAUGAACGUCACUCUGGGAAUUCCUAGGCUUCGGGAGAUCCUGAUGGUUGCAAGCGCCAACAUAAAGACGCCCAUGAUGAGCGUGCCGGUUCUGAACACUAAGAAAGCUGUGAAGAAGGUGAAGCAACUGAAAAAGAAGCUAACGCGAGUGUGCCUGGCAGAGGUGAUACACAAACUGGACGUGGAGGAGACGUUCCGUAUCGAGGAGAAGUCACAGAAGUACCAAGUGUACAAGAUCCGCUUCCAUUUCCUACCCCACGAGUACUAUCGGCAGGAGAAGCUCCUGCGGCCCGAGGGGGUCCUGCGCUUCAUGGAAACAAGGUUCUUCAAAAUCAUGUUUGAUGCCAUAAAAAGGAAAAGCUCCAAGCUUGCUUCUUUCCGCGAAGUGGGCACCCGAAGGGCCACUCAGAAGGACCAUGGGGAUGGGGAAGACCAAGGAAACCAGGAAAGCCAGCCCGUGGAGAAUGAAGAAGAGCAAGUCAAUGCGGAUGAUGAUGAUGAUGAUGCAGAGGAAGGUGAUGCUGAUGCCACUGAUAAAAAAAGAAGAAAAAAACAAGAGGAGGAGGUGGACUAUGAGAGUGAGGAAGAGGAGGCUGAAGAAGACAAUGAGGAGGAGGUGGGGUCUCCCGAGGCAGGAGAGGAGACAUCUGCUGAUGUGAAAGAGAACACUGGGGAUAUUGUGGAUGAAAUAGAGGAGAACUCCCACUCCCCCGUACCUGCCAGGAGACCUCAAAGUGGACUUGCCAAGGAGGUUGUGGCCGAAAACAGAAUAAACGAUGUACUUAGCCUCAAUUCCGCUAUAGAAGAUUACUGCUAUGAUACAGAGAACAGCUUGUGGUGUGAGAUCACAAUCAAACUGCAGCUGAUGAAGAUCCACUUCGAUAUCUGUUCCCUCGUGUCCUCCCUCGCCCACAGUGCUAUAGUCCAUGAGACCAGCGGCAUCACCCGGUGCCUCUUGAAUGAUACGGCCAACAAGCAAGGGGACAAAGAGCUGAUUCUCAACACAGAGGGGAUCAAUCUGUAUGAACUUUUCAAGUAUUCCAAUAUCCUGGAGCUGAGGAGGCUUUAUUCCAAUGAUAUACACACCAUGGCAAAAACCUUUGGCAUUGAGGCUGCUUUACGGGUGGUAGAGAGGGAGAUUAAAGACGUGUUUGCGGUUUAUGGUAUCGAAGUGGAUCCCCGGCACCUCUCGCUGGUUGCGGAUUACAUGUGCUUCGAGGGUACCUACAAGCCUCUCAAUCGGAUCGGGAUGCAGUCUAGCUCCUCGCCCUUCCAGCAGAUGACAUUUGAAACUAGCUAUAAAUUUCUAAAGGAUGCCACCAUGAAUGGCGCUCGGGAUGACCUGCAGUCUCCGUCGGCGUGCUUAGUGGUUGGAAAGGUUGUAAAAGGAGGCACUGGUUUAUUCGACCUUAAGCAGCCCAUGAAAUAAAAUGGGAAAGACAAUAAAAGCAAGUUACGGAAACAAGACUUGAAUUUCACUCUCCUACAGGACUGUGUGUUUAUGGGAUACAUUGUCCCUCUCUCCUGUGCUGUUCGGGGGGGUGUAAUUAUCGUUUGUAAAUGUUUAUAAAUGUUAUGUUCUUAUAACAGUUAUGUUCUGCUGUUUAAUAAAGUAUAUUCUCGCUAAUG